Molecule: messenger RNA, 1589 nt
Organism: Chara braunii
Lineage: Eukaryota; Viridiplantae; Streptophyta; Charophyceae; Charales; Characeae
Source: the annotation of a GenBank genome assembly
CCGAGCUGCAUAAGGACCAAAGUUUGUGCAUCAUUAUAGAUGGAAUGGAUCAGGUAAAGACUAUCAUUCCCCAUGCAUCGCGCCGACGUUUGUCGAAGGAGAUGGCUAAUAAUACGAUGAUGAAAACGAUUCUCACCAGUAUCAUAGCUCACGGUAGGAAUCCGUCGUUAAUUGUGCACACCUGGUUUUCUUAUCUUUCUCACGGGUCGAAUUCAGUAGUUACGUCCAUUGCCAAAGUUUUGAGGGACGUGCAAGCGCGAGAAGGCAAACUCCCGCCGUUGCUUCGCGUCCAAGCUGAUAACUGCGGCGGACAGAACAAAAACAGAUUCAUCUUCGCAUUUCUUGCAUUGUUGGUGAAGUUUAGGAUUUUCAAGGAGAUUCUGAUGGGGUUCAUGAUAGUUGGUCAUACCCACACCGACAUCGACGCGAAGUUUAGUUUGUUUGCUCGCAAACUAAACGGCUCCGACGUGUACACGAUGGAAGAACUGUUUGCGGUGUUGCAACAGUCAUGUGAGGAGCAAGUGGAGUGCACCCAACUAAUGGAAAUGGUGGACUGGAAAACCACGAUCUCGCCGUACCUUGACAACUUGAUUUCAGGCCAUGCCACACCCCACCUUUUCUGUUUCUACAUGGAGGAUGAUAACCCGGCUAUGCUCUACAAAGCGCACUGCACCGACAAGAACUGGGGGCCUGAGAAGGGACCGGUAUACUGGUUCAAACGGAGUGCAGACAAGAAAUGGGCAGGCCCCGAAUGGGGGUUCGAGCCCCGCCGCGAGUCGCCCGACCCCGCUUCCGGCGACUUUACAAAUGGCAAAGCGGGUUUGCGCGUUUUAGUUAAAACGUGGAAGGACGCAAUGAACGAAUGGGAAACACAAACAAUAGAGGAGCGACAACUCAAAACUAGCAGGCUGAGAUAUUGGACGGAGCGUUUGACCGAGUUCGACAACAUUGAGGUGGAAGAGACCAGAACAGUGUCGUUGUCAUUCUCUUUUUGGCCAAAGCCCAUGCCGAGCGAUCCAAGUUCCGAGCAUUCGGUCCCGUGCAUCUUGCCACAACCGUUUCGGAAACCGUGCUUUGUGGGUCAUAGGAAGGAUGCACCCAAACCGGAAUUCGACCCUUACAAAGCUGUUGAGCUUGAUGAUUUCGUUGUUCUGCGCGCUCCGGACGACCACGUGCAAGAAGGGUGCAUCUUUUGGGUUGCUCGUGUCAUCAAGAAGGAGACAACCCGGAUUUUCGUGGAGUACUGGAGGCCAUGCGGUCGCAAACAAAAACUAUCUAAGUUGUACGAAGACGCAUGGAAUAAAACGUGGAGAGUGGAAACUGAAUCAGAACCCGGAUGGCAAGACCUCAGAAGCGUGGCGUGGGCAUGGACCAGCGGGAUUCGAUCCAGAACAGGAAUGAAAAUCCGGAAAGGGGAUGUAGUUAAAGCACAAAAGUCCUUGGCGGCGCCGGAUCCAGUUGAUGCUGCAUUCAAGAACAGUCACGAUCUCGAUGCAUGACGAUCUUCAAAGACGUUGUGGAUCGAUUGCGGAUACGCGGAACGCUGCCUCCCCCCCAACCCCCCCCCAAAACCCGCGCCCCACUGCUUC